AUGGGCGAAAAACACCAGUCAAAAGCCUCGAGGUUUAAGAGUCUUUUCAGGCGUGAUGUAUCGCCGCUGCCUCCACCUUCUGGAUCGCGCGUAGGUCAGGAGAUCCCGGACGCCAGAGCAGCGGAACUUGAAACUUCAAUACAGGCAAUGACAACAGAGGGGCAAUCUUUAGGCCAAGGAGACGCGCAUGGCUCGAAACCGCUUACGAGCAGCACAACAAGAGCCGAACCAACAGAGCAGCAAUGCACAAGCCCUUCAAAAUCCCAAGACUUAUGGAACGCUACUUACGAAAGCCUCGUGGAGGAUAAGGAUACUAUAAAUCUUGUCAGAUCGUAUGUAACGAUCUUGGCGACAGUCCUCAACACUACGCUUCCCGAAGCCGAAGUUUUGACAGAUCUCAACGAUCGAACUAAACGACAAGAUUUUAUGAGGAAGCUGGUGGAAGAGGGCCAAGCGAGGAUCUCCACGACGUCAAAUGUUUUGAACGGGGUGAGUGCUGUUGCGGAAUUCAUUGUUUCGGUAAAGGGACUCGUGGAUGCCGCUGUCCAGAAUAUCCCACAGGCCGCGCUUCCAUGGGCUGGUGUUUGCAUCGGAUUACAGAUCCUCACAAAUCCUGCUAAUGCAAGAAAAUCCAACCUGGACGGCAUGGCGCAUGUUAUCUCUAGAAUGGAGUGGUAUUGCUCCCUGACAGAGUGCCUAAUGGAGAAAGAUGACGUCGAUGAUUGGGAAAACGAUUACAAGGCUAUAAGGGACGCGGAAGAUGUCCUUCGCCAUGAUUUAGACCAGUACAUCAAGGUCCAAGGGAAGACUAUGCUGGAGGAACUCCUUGGACGUGCCAAGGGAAUGGUCGAGCUACUUGGGGAUCUUCGUCAGACACUUCAAGACAUCGUCAUUUAUCAGAAGAGCAACUUGGAUGAGAGGAACAAACAGUGCCUUAGGGAUCUCUUCGUGGUAGAUCCGCAAGAUGACAUGAAGAAGAUUGAGAAAAACAAAGAUACGUUACUCAGUGAGGCAAACAACUGGAUAUUCCAAAUGGAGGAAUACCAGGCAUUCACGAAUUGGAACAACACCGGAUCUAUGCUACCAUCAUGCCGAUUAUUGUGGAUUAAAGGCCAUGCCGGCACUGGGAAAACGAUGCUUCUAAUGAGUAUUAUUCGCGAGCUCCUAAGCCACUCGGCGGCAUUUGCACCUAAAGUUUCUCACUUUUUCUGUCAAGGCACAGUCAAGGCCUUAAAUACCGGUACAGCCACUUUGAGAUGUUUAAUUUGGAUGCUCCUUAUACAGCAGCCACAUCUAAUCUCUCAUUUGAAGUCAAAGUACGAUAAUGCAGGUGCUUCUCUUUUUGAAGGCGACUGUGUAUUUAUUUCUCUAAAUGAUGCGUUUGAGAAUAUGUUGAAGGAUCCCAAGUUAUCUCCGGUGUAUCUCGUGGUUGAUGCUCUUGACGAGUUCAAUGCGUUUAUUAACCAUAAAAUUUCCCUACUCAAAGGCAGACCAGGAUACACUGAUGAAAUAUUGGAACAAGCCAGGAAAGAAGUUAGCCAGCGAGCUGAGAAUACCUUUCUUUGGGUGGCUUUGGUAUUCAAGGAACUUGACAAAGAAGACGGAAACCAUAUUGUGGUGGAUGGAAUGUACGCUCUCGACAUCAUCAAGGAAAUCCCUUCCGGCUUGUCGAAAUUAUACGACUAUAUGAUGGGCAAGAUUGAAAAGGGAUUGAGACAAGACCGCGAAUACUGCAGAAAUGUGCUGGUGGCUACUCUUCUUGCAUUUCGUCCUUUAACCCUUUCCGAAGUCGGAGUGCUCGCCCAGUUGCCAAACAAAACCCCAGCGACUAUUGUUCGAAAGUGCGGUUCAUUUCUAACAGUCCAGAACGAAAUGGUGUACUUGAUCCACCAGUCAGCCAAAGAUUAUCUGCAGGAAAAUUACAAAUCCAAGCUCUGGAAAUCCAAGGAUCAGCCGGCUGAGAUGUCGCAAGGGCAUGAGGACAUCGCAAUGUAUUCGAUCAGAGCAAUGUCCUCGGGGCUCAGACAAAACAUGUACAACCUCGAUUACGGCUUCAAACCGGAUGAUAUGAGACCUCCGCAGCCGGAUCCUCUGGGUCCGCUACAAUACUCCUGCGUCUUCUGGGCCGAUCACCUUACCGCAGCAAUUCGGGAGAGCUUUGAUCACGAGAGAGUUCUUGCGGAUGAUGGAGAAGUAUUAAAGUUUAUGAGGGAGAAAUUCCUUCACUGGCUAGAAGCCCUAUCUAUCGUGGGAAACCUUCUGGAGGGUGCAGAUGCAAUAAAAAAGCUUCUGUCUAUUGCCCAGCUCACUCGGUUCCUGGAAGAUGCCGAGAGAUUCAUCCAAAGCCAUGGAUCAAUUAUAGAACGAGCUCCGCUACAAGCAUAUGGCUCUGCACUGGUAUUCAGUCCAAGGACAAGCGAGGUCAAGGCCGCGCAAUGGAAGCAUAGGUUACCGUUUAUCAAAAUGCUAGCAGGGGUUAAAAUCCAAUGGGAUUCACACCGACAGACCCUCGACGCAGGUGACGAAGUCAACGUUGUGGCCUUCUCGCCCAAUAGCAGGAUACUUGCCUCCGCGUUGGGUCAUAUUGUUCAAUUCUGGGAUGCAUCCACGGGAAGCCCUCAACGGACACUAGAGGGACACACUGGAAAGGUAAGGUCUAUAGCCUUCUCAUCUGACGGCAAGAUAUUGGCCUCGUCAUCAGAUGACAAUACUAUUCGCCUUUGGGAUGCAUCCACAGGAAGCCAUCAACGGACACUAGUCGGACACAUUGGAAAGGUAAGGUCUAUAGCCUUCUCACCUGACAACACGAUAUUGGCCUCAUCGUCAAUUGACAAUACUAUUCGACUCUGGGAUAUUGCUUUAGGGAGCUGUCGGCAAAAAAUCGAGGAACAUGAUGAUGGAACUAGAUACAAAUCUGUAGCCUUCUCACCUGACGGCAGGAUCUUAGCCUCAGUAUCAGGCCCUGGAAUCCUUCGGCUCGGGGAUGUAGCUCUUGGGAAGUACCAACAAAAAGUCGAUGAAGAACAUGCGGUCCGCUGUGUAGCCUUUUCACCUGGUGGUAAUAUUCUAGCCGUAUUAAGGGUGGUUAGCCCCAUUCAGCUCUGGGAUACAAGUUCAUGGAGAACUAUGAAAACGCUCGAUAUCAAUGCUGCCUAUAGCUCUUCCUUAGUUUUCUCGCCUAAUGGUAAGAUGCUAGCUUUCAUGGGACCUCUACUUAAUAUCCUACUCUGGGAUAUGGCUACAGAGAGCAUCUGGGACACACUCGUGGGACACCGCGACGAAAUUACGAGUCUCGCUUUUUCGCCUGAUGGUAUGACACUAGCCUCUGCCUCAUGUGACAGGACUAUUAAGCUCUGGGAUAUAAGUUCAGGGAACCGCCAUAGUACGGUUGAAGAGCAUAACCUGUGGCAUUCCGGGGAGUCGAUUUGCAUGACAUUUUCGCCCGACGGCGAGACAAUGGUGUCGGCUUCGCGCAAGGGUUUCCAAGUUUGGGAUACAGCUACGUGGGGCUGUGAGCCAACAAUCUCUCAAAAGCACGAGGGACACCCAUAUAAACCUAUUAUAGUCUUUUCGCCGGACGGCAAGACGCUAGCCCUGGCGUUGGACGAUGGCAUCGAGCUCUGGGACACGGCCACUUGGACAUGCCGGCUGAUGCAGAAGGAAGCUCGGCCGUUUGAUCAAUAUGAAUCAACGGCAGCUGCCGUAGCUUUCUCGCCGGACAGCAAGACGCUGGCCACGGCGUCACGAGACGAGACUAUCUCGUGCUGGCUGUGGGACGCGACUACGGGCAGCACCCUGUGGACCUUGGAUAGAGACCGGGAGACGAGGAUUGUGAUUCGCUCUGUGGCAUUUUCGCCGGACGGCAAGACGCUGGCAUUUGCGUUGGAUGAUUGCAUCGACCUCUGGGAUGCAGCCACGGGGAUUCAUCAGCAGGGGUUGAGUCUCGAGGACCAUUGCACGGACCCCGAACCCCUGGACUUCCCACUUCUGGCCUUCUCGCCCAACGGCAAGACUCUAGCAUCUGCGUCGUCCUGGUCCAGGUACAACGACAUCUGGCUCUGGCACAAGGAGGGUUCUGGGCGCUGGAGUAACCCAGAGAAGCUGACCAACGGCCACGCUUUUUGUUUGGGCUUCUCGCCUGACGGCGCACACCUGCUGGUCAACUAUCGACCGGUUCAGCUGCUGUAUACAUUAGCCUCUCUCGAUGAGCGUUUUGAUGAGGAUUCUGCCGAAUCAUUUCUGUACUUCGAGCAAGAGUGGAUAAUGUUGAAUGGCAAAGAGAUUCUUUGGCUUCCUGCCGACUACAGACCUUAUCCAAGGGAUAUUGUAAUAGUACAUGGUAACAAGAUGGCCUGGGUAAAUCAAGCUGGGAGCCAAAUGUUCUUCCAAGUCGGAUUUGCAGAAGGAAUGCCACGGCAAACCGAAUAA
Molecule: messenger RNA, 4428 nt
Organism: Trichoderma breve
Lineage: Eukaryota; Fungi; Ascomycota; Sordariomycetes; Hypocreales; Hypocreaceae
Product: WD domain, g-beta repeat domain-containing protein
Exons: 5
Coding region: 1-4428 (1475 amino acids)
Molecular function (GO): protein binding
Source: RefSeq, a predicted model, not a curated record